Cylas formicarius (sweet potato weevil) is the source of this 927-nucleotide messenger RNA. RefSeq names its product protein max (gene Max). Gene Ontology annotation, biological process: positive regulation of transcription by RNA polymerase II. The record is from RefSeq and is a predicted model, not a curated record. Gene Ontology annotation, molecular function: protein dimerization activity; DNA-binding transcription factor activity. Lineage: Eukaryota; Metazoa; Arthropoda; Insecta; Coleoptera; Brentidae. The coding region runs from base 285 to 782 and encodes 165 amino acids. Gene Ontology annotation, cellular component: RNA polymerase II transcription regulator complex. The transcript has 5 exons.
CAAAAAAUACAAGAAAUGACGUUUGAGUUAAAAAGGCGAACUUUGAUAUCUGUUGUCUGUGUCUAAAAUUAACCACGUGACAUAUAUUCUGACAUUGUGAGGUUAACUAGCGUUGGAGUUUCCUUACAGAAAAGAUUUCUCUUCAUGGCCAAAUUGAAACAGUUGAUUGUCGUAGGGGUUGUAUGAGCUUUGAGUAAACAGAAGUUUUAUUUUGAAUUAAUGUAUGCACCAAAAAGGGGCUGGUUAUAAUUUGACUUUCUGGGUACACAAAAACUCUUUCAACAAUGAGCGAUGAUGACCGAGAUGUUGAUGUUGAAAGCGAUGAUGGUGAGGAUUCAGAUUCUCGACAACCAACUCCUAGACAAUCUUCAGGAAGUCAAUAUUACUCUCAGGUGGCAGAAAAAAGGGCUCAUCAUAAUGCAUUAGAACGCAAACGCAGAGACCAUAUUAAGGACAGUUUCAGCAGUUUACGUGAUUCAGUGCCAGCUCUUAACGGCGAAAAAGCAAGCCGAGCCCAAAUUUUGAAAAAAGCUGCGGAAUAUAUCCUUUUUAUGAGGAAGAAAAACAGUUCUCAUCAGCAAGACAUUGAAGAUCUUAAAAGGCAAAAUAGUCUCUUAGAAGCCCAAAUUCGUACACUGGAAAAAGCAAAAUCGACAGGUAUAUUUGACACAGAUCUUGGAUUAAAAGCAGAAGUGCUUUAUAAUGAAACCGAAAGUGAAACUUCAGAUUUAGAAGGACCAGCACAACAAAGAAGAUCAAAAAAGUUAAAAGCGUUUCACUGAAUGUCACUUAUACUUGUGAAGAAUGCAUAAUUUUAAGAUUUUAUUUUUUUGUGGAUGUGUGAUGUAGAUAUUAAGAGAUAAGCAGUAGUUUAACCUAUGUAUUUUUGUUAAUUAUUAAAUUGUUAGAUACAAGUAGUCGUUUUUC